CUUUAUUCUCAUUUCAUACUGUUUGAGCAUAAAUACUUAGUGGAGGUCCUUCAUUAAUGACGUCAAUUUAUUGAUUAUAGUUUUUGGAAACCUCCUACUCCCUCUACCAUCUGCCUCUCUAUAUCACAGGAUAAAGUGUCCAGUGUCCCAAUUUAAUAAACGUCAUUCGUGAAUAGACCUCCGCUUGUGCAUGUACAUGUAUAUCCUCAAUUAAGAUGUAUAGGCAAAAAGAAAAGAAAUUCUUCAAACGGCAAAUGAUGGUGGAAUAGGAAGUUGAUAAUGAGUUUUGGGUUAAUGUAAUUUAACUAAGCAUACACGGGCCAAGUCCUUGAAAUUAAGAUAAGAUUUAUGUGCUUUCCAAUACAGUAUUGUAAUUAUUUAUUUAUUUAAUUGAUAAAGUCAAGCAGCAACAAAAAUGUUGGAUUAACAUGCGGUGGAAAAUGUAACAGCUAGGCCACUUAGUAUUAUUUUGGGGUUUCGCUAAUAAAAUAUUCAUGGGACAGCAAGAAAUACAAAUUUUCUCAUGCCGUGCGACUAAACUCGAUUUUUAUUUACCAUACACAUCCAAUUCAUUCUGUACUCAUUCUUGUUCUCAAUUUGUAGAGUCACAGAGCAACAAAUAUCGCAGCUACAUCACCGACCGAAAUCUGUUCAACUGCCGUUUUGUAUUAAUGAUAGUUUAGCAUUAGCCCAUAAACACUACAAUCAGAAGAAAAUUAAGCAGAUUCGAUUUCUCUUCAAACAUCGGGAAAAUUGCUUAUUGCAAAGAAAUAAUUUAAUCAAGCGUUUUCAAUCUCAACCUAACGUCUAUAGAAAUUGGAAUUGUGAAGAAUGUGGACUAUUUAACUCAACGAUAACAUAUUAUUGCGUCAACUGUAACUUGGUCAGUGUCCUCGCGCCAAUAUACAAAGAGAAUACGAAUAAAAAGGACAUAAAAGAUGGAGCAAAAAAGUUUGAUGGACAUGCAAAUGCAUUACGACGUAGUGUGAGUAUGGGCUCAUUACCAUCUCAACAGAAACGAUGUCAAUUAUGUCUAUUUAAUCGAUACGAUUUGCAUCCAGCAAAGAAGAUAUUUGAUGAGAAGCUUAUAUAUCAGAAUAGGAAAAACGUCACGAUAAAUAAUUAUCCGACACUAUUUAAAUCACCAGGAAGCCUAAAAGAUUUUAAAAUACCGUUAGAGAAAGAGGAGACAGCCGAUACGCAUCAAUGCACAGUUAAUCAGGACAAAAAUUCUGUCAUUUCAUGUAAUAUUUGUGGUAUAUGUGGAAAGAAUCAAGUGAAUGAGAAUAGUGGUAGAUUUACAAUAACAAGAAAUAGUAAAAAGUCGUCAUUAAAGAAUACUAGUCGUCACUCAGUGGAUUUAGCAUCGAGUGGUGUAUCUAUAGCUGUUGAAGACUGGACUAAUUCAAGUAAACGUAAUCAGUUUUCGAGAUCAGCAAGCAUGCAGAACAACUAUUAUGAGAAUCUCAAGCAGCUUGAUAAUGCAUCAAGCAAUAAUAAUAAUAAUAAUCCACCAUACGAGAAUAGUGCCAUCAUUCAAAAGUUUCAAGAGUCGACAGAUUUAAAUCGCAAUAAUAAAACGGAUGUACUGUAUGCAGUGGUUAAUAAGCACAAUUCUAGUGGUAAUGCGAGUAGCAACAACAACAAUAAUAAUAAUAAUGAUAAUGAUGGAAAUGGAAAGAGUGAGCUGCUUUACGAGACAAUUAGUGGUAACAUAAUUAAUAAUAAUCAAUUGAAGACAUCGUCAACGAUUCAAUCAAUACCGUGCAUGACAGGGUCAACAAAUAGUGAGGUAUAUUCGAAAGUAUGGAAAGGACCAAAGAAGGAAUCGACAUGGAAAUGCACAAAAUGUUCAUACGCUUAUAACGGACUGUAUAUUGAUCAUUGUGAUAUAUGUGACUCAUCACGCACGUCAUCAGCUCAACAGCAAUCAUCUAAUAAUAAAACUAGUAAUAAUGAUAAUCAAUCGGGUAUCACGAAAGACAAUUUUAAUAAUAACAAUAAUAGCUCGACACCCACACCAAAUACUAAAUUGGCUAUGUCAAAAUCUACACAUGGAUUCGAUGAAUGUUUUCCAUCAAAUAAUCGGAUUCCACCAAUGGCAUCAUUUGAGCAAGAUUUAGAAGACGAUUUUCAAUUUUUGCCAGCAGAUUCACCGACCCUUGAUACUGAACCAGUUGAAGAAUGGGCAUGUAAGAAGUGUACUUUAGUGAAUUCAGGAACUGCGACUGUCUGUAUCGUUUGUGGAGGCUCAAAAUUAAAAAGUACUACGGCUGUAGAAGACAUGACAUUAAGAAAAGGCGAAUUUUGGGCUUGUACUGCGUGUACACUAAAAAAUUCUCUUGGGACAAAUAUUUGUAUUGCAUGUAAAGCAAUUCGUCCAAUUCCAAAUAUUACAAAACCAUCUAAUUUUCGUCCUUACACGGGAUCAUCGCCUUCGUCAACACCUACUACUCCAGCAAGUGCAUUAUCAACGGAUAAUCUAGGAAAAUCUCAAUUAAUGGUUCCAUCGUCGAGAGCUAAUCGAAGUCCAUCACCAAGACAUGAUCGCUCUGGUGCUAUUCCAAAGAGACACAGUACAGGAAUGAUGUUACCUCAACAACCAUCAAGUAGUUCAGGAUUAUCAAGGAGUGGCAGUGGACAUGGAAGUCAUUCAUCGAGUAGUAAACAUUCUCAACAGACACCACCAACUCCAAAAACGUGGGUGUGUCCAGCAUGUACGUAUGAAAAUUCUUCAGCAAGUGUUGUGUGUGAAAUAUGUUCCAGUCAUCGUAAGGCUAUUAAUGAAGUGAUACCAAUACCAAGCAUGCAGAUAGAUGAUAGCAGACGUGAGAGUAGAUUAAUGGAGAAUCUACGUCAACAAGAAGAGUCAGAGGCACGAGCUAAAUGGGAAAACAUCAUUCAGUAUUGUAAAGAAAAUAAUGAACUUUUUGUCGAUGAUUCAUUUCCUCCGGCAGCUAAAUCACUUUAUUAUAAUCCAAAUUGUUCAUCAAAUCUCGAAUCAAAUCCCGUCGUACAGUGGAGACGCCCAAGUGAGAUUAAUUGUGAUGGUGGCAAUUUUCCUUGGGCUGUUUUUCGUACGCCACUUCCAUCAGACAUUUGUCAAGGUGUUCUUGGCAAUUGUUGGCUCCUUUCGGCUCUUGCUGUUUUAGCAGAACGUGAAGAUUUAGUCAAAGAAGUGCUAGUUACUAAAGAAGUUUGUCCACAAGGUGCGUAUCAGGUGCGUUUAUGUAAAGAUGGUCGUUGGACAACGGUGCUUAUUGAUGAUCUCUUGCCUUGCGAUAAACGUGGACAUUUGGUGUAUUCGCAAGCAAAACGGAAGCAACUUUAUUUACCAUUAAUUGAGAAAGCAGUUGCAAAAAUUCAUGGCUGUUAUGAAGCUUUAGUAUCGGGACGUGCAAUCGAAGGCUUAGCGACAUUAACAGGCGCUCCAUGUGAAAGUUUACCACUUCAACCCAGCUCGAUUCCUACAGAUGAUGAAUUAGAUAAAGAUUUAAUAUGGGCUCAAUUGCUUAGUUCACGACUUGUGAAAUUUUUAAUGGGGGCUAGUUGUGGAGGUGGAAACAUGAAGGUUGAUGAGGAUGAAUAUCAAACUAAGGGACUGAGACCGCGUCAUGCAUAUUCUGUAUUAGAUGUACGGGAUAUACAUGGACAUCGUCUAUUAAAAUUAAGAAAUCCUUGGGGACACUAUUCAUGGAAAGGCGAUUGGUCAGAUGAUUCUGACUUAUGGACUGAUGAAUUAAGAGAAACAUUAAUGCCUCACGGUGCCUCAGAAGGUGUCUUCUGGAUAUCAUUUGAAGAUGUACUAAAGUACUUUGACUGCAUAGAUAUUUGCAAAGUUCGUUCAGGAUGGGAGGAAAUUAGACUUUUAGGCACAUUACAGCCAUUAUGCUCUUUAUCAUGUGUACUGUUAACGGUGCUAGAACCAACAGAGGCAGAAUUUACUCUUUUCCAAGAAGGACAGAGAAAUUCUGAAAAGUCUCAACGUUCACAAUUGGAUCUCUGUGUUGUACUCUUUCGCACAAGAAAUCCAGCAAAUCCAGAAGUAGGGAGGCUUGUUGAACACAGCAAGCGACAGGUUCGAGGGUUUGUUGGAUGUCACAAAAUGCUGGAACGAGAUCUGUAUUUGUUAGUGUGUUUGGCUUUUAAUCAUUGGCAUACGGGAAUCGAUGAUCCAUCUCUAUAUCCUCAAUGCGUACUUGCAAUUCAUAGCUCAAAACGUUUGAUAGUUGAACAAAUUACCCCUCCACCCUAUUUAUUAGCAGAUGCAAUUAUUAGUCUGACUCUACAAAAAGGACAAAGGCAUGAGGGAAGAGAAGGAAUGACUGCGUAUUAUUUAACCAAAGGAUGGGCAGGACUUGUUGUGAUGGUCGAGAAUCGUCAUGAAAAUAAAUGGAUUCAUGUAAAGUGUGAUUGUCAAGAAAGUUAUAAUGUUGUAUCAACACGAGGAGAAUUAAAAACCGUAGAUUCAGUUCCACCGUUACAACGUCAAGUCAUUAUAGUUCUUACACAAUUGGAGGGAUCAGGAGGAUUUUCUAUAGCACAUCGGUUAACUCAUCGCCUUGCAAAUUCUCGUGGAUUGCACGAUUGGGGCGAAAAUAAUAGCCGAGAAACUCAUUGUCCUCCAAUUGAUGACGUUUAUGGACUUCAUUCACCGAGAAUGAUUACAUAAAUUAUGAUACUAAUACACGUAUUAUAGGAUGUGUCUUUUAAAAAAUUCAUCUUUUCAAAAUGAGUGGACUUUUUCUGCCAUAAAUCUUCUUCAAUCAUUUGUGAUACCACAAAAAAGGAAAAACAAAAAACAACUUUUUAAAAUAAUUAUUAUUUUACUUUUAAUCUCAUAAUGUGACAUAAUGCUCAUAAAUCAGACGAAUGCUUUUAAUUUAAAUAAUUUUUAAAAGAUCUUCAAAUCUCAUUUAAACGAAUUUUAUUAGUUUUUACUUAAUUUUAUUUGAAAACAAUGUCAGACAUUAUA
Chironomus riparius is the source of this 4975-nucleotide messenger RNA. NCBI's taxonomy places the organism in Eukaryota, Metazoa, Arthropoda, Insecta, Diptera, Chironomidae. The record is from the annotation of a GenBank genome assembly.